AUGGGAGAGAAAACAUGUAAUUGCUUGGAAUGUGGAAGGAGCUUUAGUCAGAAGAAACAUCUCACUCGCCAUCAAAGAAUUCACACGGGGGAGAAACCAUAUCAAUGUUCAGAGUGUGGAAGGAGCUUCAGUCAGAGGAUGCACCUCACUUCUCAUCAGAGAAUUCACACAGGAGAGAAACCAUACAAAUGCCUGGAUUGUGGGAAGAUGUUCCGUCAGAAAUCAGCUCUCAGUUCUCAUCAAAGAAUUCACACAGGGGAGAAACCAUAUCAGUGUCUGGAGUGUGAAAGGAGCUUCAAACAAAUAAUAGAACUCACCAAUCAUCAGAGAAUUCACACAGGGCAGAAACCAUACAAAUGUUUGGUAUGUGGGAAGAGCUUCAGCCAGAAAGGAAAUCUCAAAUCCCAUCAAAGGAUUCACACGGGGGAGAGACCAUAUAAAUGCUUGGAAUGUGGGAAAAGUUUCAACUGGAAUACAGUUCUCAGGUACCAUCAGAGAAUCCACACAGGGGAUAAACCUUAUAAAUGCUUGGAGUGUGGGAAGAGCUUCAGUCGGAGUACAGCCCUUGGAUAUCACUGAAUAGUCCACUCAGGGAAUAAGCCAUAUAAAUGUUCAGAAUGUGGGAAAAGCUUCAGUCAUGAGAUGCAUUUCACUCAACAUCAAAGAAUUCACACAGGGGAGAAACCGUAUACAUGCUUGGAAUGUGGAAAGAACUUCAGUCAAAAGAUGCAUCUCAUUUCCCACCAGAGAAUCCACACAGGGGAGAAGCCCUAUCAAUGCACCGAGUGUGGAAAGCACUUCCGUCAAAAAUCAACUCUCAAUUCCCAUGAAAGGACUCACACAGGAGAGAAACCAUACAAGUGUUUGGAAUGUGGGAAGGACUUCACUCAGAAAACAAAUCUCACUCAACAUCGGAAAAACCAUAAUGGGACUGCUGUGUAA
Candoia aspera is the source of this 942-nucleotide messenger RNA. RefSeq names its product zinc finger protein 300-like. NCBI's taxonomy places the organism in Eukaryota, Metazoa, Chordata, Lepidosauria, Squamata, Candoiidae. The record is from RefSeq and is a predicted model, not a curated record. Gene Ontology annotation, molecular function: RNA polymerase II cis-regulatory region sequence-specific DNA binding; DNA-binding transcription factor activity. The transcript has a single exon. Gene Ontology annotation, biological process: regulation of transcription by RNA polymerase II.